Quercus robur (English oak) is the source of this 3849-nucleotide messenger RNA. RefSeq names its product disease resistance protein UNI-like. Bases 138 to 3104 code for a protein of 988 amino acids. The record is from RefSeq and is a predicted model, not a curated record. Gene Ontology annotation, molecular function: ADP binding. Lineage: Eukaryota; Viridiplantae; Streptophyta; Magnoliopsida; Fagales; Fagaceae. The transcript has 2 exons.
UGGUGCUGGGCCCUGCAUCGCUGGUUGACUCCGUUUAAUAAGUAAAGGUUUAUCCCUUUCUAGUUUCUACCUUUCAGAUCCAAUCUAGAGCUGGCAGUACCAAAGAGCUUCAAAGACAGCUGAGCUAGACGCACAGGAUGUUGGGCACAGCAGCUGCACAAGCAAUUGGGAAUUUGGUGACACCAGCAGUACAAGCUGGGGAUGGGAUAAUAGGAUGUUUGGGGCGCAAAUAUGGUUAUGUGAGAAAUCUCAGUGAAAACAUUGUCAUUCUUGAACGAGAAGAAAGAUAUCUCCUUAGUAAGGAGGCAGAUGUAACUACAUUGCUGGACAGGAAAGAACAAAUAAUGGAGAGGACCCGUGAAUGCACAACCUGGCUUGAUGAGGUUCAAGAAAUGAAAGGCAAAAUCCAAGAACUGAGAAACAGGUAUCAGAAUACAAGCAGAUGCUUUUGUGGACUCUGUCCAUUUCCUUCUCUCCUAAAGCUUGGUAAAACUACAGUGACAAAGACUGCAGAGGUGAUUGAUCUAAAGAGUCGAGUAGAAAACAUAACUAUAAUGGUUGAAAGGGCACCGUCACCAAUCCCAAUAAGGAAGCAUCCUGAGAAGAUAGGUAAUGUGCCAUCACUUGAUGAGCACGUAGAAAUGCUAAUAAAGUUGCUAAAAGAUGACAAAUUGAAGAGAAUUGGGGUAUGGGGACUACCAGGAGUGGGCAAAACAAUGGUAAUGGAAAAGUUAAACAACAAAGUACAUGAAAUUCAGUUGUUUGAUGAUAUCUUUUGGGUAACUCUUUCAAAAGGGGGGAGUGUGAGAAAGAUACAGCUAGCAAUUUUGGAGCAGUUAAAAGUAGAAGUGAAAGGGAUCCAUGAUCAAAUGGCAGACAUAAUAUCUGAAAUUCUGGUUAACAAGAAAUAUCUAUUGCUUCUCGAUGAGGUUUUCUCAGAAAUUAAUCUGAAAGAAGUUGGCAUUCAUGACGACCAUGAACAUGGAGCAGUGAUAUUUGCCUAUAGAGAUAGAGAUUUUUGUUGUUUAAUGGAUGAUCAUAUUAAGAUUGAAAGAUUAUCCAAUGAUGAUGCAAAAAACUUGUUCCGAAAAAUAGUGGGAAAUAUCAUAGAUCGACCAACCUACAAGAAAAUUGCAGACAGAUUACUGAAGGAGUGCGGUGGGAUGCCGCAAGUGAUCAAGUUAAUAGCAUAUAGUUUGAGAAAUGAGGAUGAUCCAGCUGUGUGGCGUCAUCUAUUGUCUGAUAUGCAAUCACCAGGCACGGAACCCGUGCAAGAAUUGCAAGAAGUUUACAAGGCAUUUAAACUUAUUUAUGACAAGCUACCCGUGGAUAAGAAGCCUUGCCUAUUGUACUGGGCAUUUUUUCCCCCAGACUAUGAAGUUUACCAGGAGUACUUGAUCGAGUGCUGGAAAGCUGAACAAUUUAUUGUUGAAGCUAGAAAGCUUGGAGAUGCUCGUGACAAAGGACAUGCUAUAAUAAGGGAAUUUGAAAAGAAAUCUUUGUUGGAAAGGGGUAGAAAAGCAGGACACUUUAAGAUGCCUCUGUUUCUCCGACGCAUGGCUCUUAAGAUCAUGUACCAGGAAGAGAAGGAUUCAAAGUUUUUGGUAGGUGAUGGUGAAGAGAUAGAAGAACAACCAUUAGAGGAAGAAUGGGAAGGUGUGCAAAGGGUGUCAUUGAUCAGUCAGAAAUUAUAUAAUCUACCUUGUAGGCCUGCAUGUACCAAAAUCUCAACAUUACUACUACAAAAAAAUCCAAGCUUGACAAAAAUUCCAGAAUUAUUCUUUGAAUACAUGUGUGACCUUCGAGUUUUGGAUUUGUAUGAUACAAGGAUCAUAUCAUUGACAUCAUCUAUUUCUAGCUUGAUAAACCUAAGGGUGCUAUAUCUAAACAAUUGUAGUGAAUUGGAGGAGUUGCCUCCUGAACUAGAGAAACUAAAGAGUCUUGAAAUCCUUGAUAUUCGCUGCACAGGAAUUCUCACCUUGCCUGAACAACUUGCCCAAUUGACUAGUUUGAAAUGUUUAAGAGUUUCAUUUAAGCAGAAUUUUGGUUGUCCCAAUCACAUCAAUGGCCAACAGGAAGAGAUGAUUCCUUCUAAUGUAAUUGCAAGUCUUUCUUCAUUACAAGAGUUGAGUAUUGAUGUGAAUUUCAAAAACCAAAUUUGGAACCAGAUUGUAGAUAGAGUUGCUGAGGAAGUUGCUAGCUUGGAGGCAUUGACAAGUCUUUGUUUCUACUUUCCAAGACUCAGUUGCUUUGAAACUUUCAUUGAGAACUGCAUAUCUUGGAAAAAAAAUAGCAUGGGGUGGGAAGGUAACGGCUUUAGAUCAUUCAGAAUCCUAGUUGGCAAUCACAAGGCAGACAAUUUUCUUGGAUUUGAUUUUUUUGGAUACACAGCUGAACGGCAUUUAAGAUUUUCUGUUGUAGAAGAAGAUAUUCCUUUUGCACUUUCAAAGAUACUCAAUAAAGCUCUAAGUUUUGAACUCAUUGGUCGUCAUCAUGCUAAGAACUUAUCAGUAUUUGGCACUGACUAUUUGAAAGAGGUGGAAGCUUGUACAAUUGAAGAAUGCAAUGAAAUAGAAAGCAUCAUUGAUGGUGGCAUGGCCACUGGUGUCUCAUUUGAAUUCUUGCAAAAGCUACACCUAAUCAACCUCCCAAAACUGGUGAGUAUCUGCAAAGGCUCAAUUCACCCAACUAGCCUCACUAAACUCACAACUUUGACACUGAAAAGCUGUCCAAAGCUAAAAUGCCUUUUCCCAGGAGAUUUGGUCCAGCUACUCUGUCACUUGCAGGAUUUACAAGUUGAGGAUUGUUCUGCGAUUAAAGAGAUCAUUGAAGAUGGAAUCAUAGUUCAAUCUGAAGCCCUUCCCAGAUUGAAGAACAUGGAACUAUGCAACCUACCAAGAUUGUUUAGUGUAUGUGAGGAUGCCUCGUUUGAAUGGCCCUCUUUGGAGAUUAUGAAGAUCAAGACUUGUCCAGAGCUGAGGGAUUUACCGUUCAGUGUUGAAAAUGCACCAAAAUUGAAAGUGAUUGAAUGCACUAUAAACUGGUGGAGCAACCUAAAUGACUCUGUUAAAGAUCGUCUAAAAGACCUUCACAGCUUCACUUGAGGAAACCUUAAAUGGACCUAGAGGCAGGGACCAAAAAGUGGAGAUUUCUCUCUCCUUUCACUGUGUCUGAGAGCUGGAGGCUGUAGUUAGUUCUGGACUACUUGGCAAACGUGGUUUUACCUUGGACUUUGUGCAUCACAAAAAGCAUGUGCUAUAUGAUUUUUGUAUGUGACUUUGAUAUUAUAGCAGUUUUUAUUUUAUUUAUUUAUUUAUUUUUUUCAGUUGCAAGCUUGUGGCAUUGUAUUCCUGACUUUGUGAGGAAGAUUAUUCUUUCAAAAGCCUUUUAAUCUUGGUGUUGGGAUUAAAAUAAUAAUUAAUAUGAAACAGGUAGCUCUAUAAAAGAUGUUCAGUUGGAAAGAUGCAAGUGACAGAAAUCCAAGCAAAAUAAAUAAAAACCGGGAAUAAUGCCUAGAAUGUUGGCAAGCUGCGUUAAUUUGGUAUGAUUCGAAGCGGUUAAGGAAAGCGUGGGACAGUUUACUUGAGGAAAUUACAAAAACAAGUGACACAAGGCAUUGAUGCAGACGACUUUGGAGCAAUUGCUUCAGAGAAGUUACAAGAGCUUAUCAGAACCAUUUGAAGCGACACAUGAAAAGCAUAAUUGAUGGUAACCUUUAAGCAUAAAUAGAGGCUCAUUCUAUGGAAGAAGACACCACGACACACCAGAGAAGUUAUUGAGAUCAUUUGUGUUUCUCAAUAGAUCUUCUACUUCCUAGGAGUAGCGAAGAAUUUUUUAUGCUUGUAAAUG